Amoebophrya sp. A120 is the source of this 1606-nucleotide messenger RNA. Lineage: Eukaryota; Dinophyceae; Syndiniales; Amoebophryaceae. The record is from the annotation of a GenBank genome assembly.
AUGCUUUUCAGCACGGGAGUGCAAGAGCCCCCGAGACGACCCAUUUUGGGCAAGCUGCAGAUCUUUUGUGCGACAAGUUUGGGGUCGUGGGGGGGGGGCUUUUCCUCCGGAUACGUGCAGCCGUUUUCGACGUCGCAGCGGCACAUCCAAACGCUCAUUCACAACAACGCGGUUUUCGACCCGGCACACUUUGUCAAACACUUGCGAUUGUGUCUUUCGCGCUUUGAGUCUCUGGGAAUCGAGCAUCGGGAUAUCAAGCCGCAAAACAUGGGGAUGUCGCUCACUGGAGUUCCGCAGCCCCUGAUUUUCGAUUUCGGUUUCAGCGAGAUCCUCUCGUGGAUGGUAAAUCCCAGUGACGGGCGGACGACGACGACAGCGGUUCUGCGCGAAUCGCUGAAGCUCGGCGGGACUGUGGGUUUCAGAGACCUGGGGAAGAACCUUGUUCGGCGGGAAUGGGCGCGCCAAACAGCCUUGAGGAAUGGGCGGCACCACCCGCUCAUGGACUUGUUCGGAUUCAGCUUCACUGUCUUCCGACUUUUUAUGGUUGUGUCAGAGUCGAAAUCGACAAAGUUGAAAUUAAUAAUUUGUCAUGCAUAAAAUGGGUGCUAGUUGGAACCCAGUUUCCAAGUGGUGCAUGACAAAUUUCUGUGGUCCCUAAAUCCAGUUUGUCAUGCUGUUUAGGCAAAGAAGAGCGAUUUUCUCAUGCUACUUUAGCAGCUCGAGCUGUAACCCCAAACAGGCCCACAGACGGCCUCACUUUCCUGCUCUGCAACGCACGUUCCUCGGAUCAUGCAUUUUAUGCAUUACAAAUUAUUUCAACUUUGACGAUUUCAAUCCUGACGCUUCCAUACUUUUUUCCUCCGACGAAGGGAGCCUUUUCCUGGACUGCUACGCCGCGGUGAUGGAUCCGAGGGGCAGCUACGGGUGUCCUGCGGGGCGCAACCCCCUCGGGACUAAAAAUCGACUGCGACGGACCAUGAACCGUGCCAAGAACCGCGUUUCGGCUGAUCCUGCUUUGCCCAUUCUCUUCGACGUCGGGGAGGUUGUUCGCAACCGGAAUUUGGCGUCGCGGACGGCCGGGACGGUUGAGAGGAACGAAAACACAUUUGCCAACGAGCGCGGCAUCAUGGUCAGUGGAGACGUGUUUGCGCUUCGGGUUUCCCAGUUGGGCAAGUACAAGUACAUGGAAAGAAUGGACGUCGCAGAAAAAGUGAAGGAAAUCAUGAUGACCGUUUUUUCUCCGCUGCUCUUCUCGGACUGGCGGUUGCGUGCCCCACGUCCAACGGAUGUUACGACGCUCCCUGCCUGCCCUGAGGAUUUCACGCGUGCGGAGUCCUCCCGUACGGGGCCCUACAGCAGCGUGCAGGCUCUGCCCUACGACCCGCGACUGCAGGCAAUGGAGCUUACCAACGAAGAAGAGAUCACCCGGGAGGAGCAGCUAGGGAAGCUGUUUGGGAAAGUUUGCAGAGCAGUCGCUCAUGCGGGACUGCUGCCGGAGCUGGACGUCGCCCGGGAGGCUUGGGAGCAGGCCCCUCUCAGCACUGCAGGCUACCUUUACUACCAUAUGCAGCGCAGAUAUGUGUCUGGGUCUGGAACAAGCUUGUGA